This is a messenger RNA of Neogale vison (American mink), 2801 nucleotides long. RefSeq names its product steroid sulfatase (gene STS). Gene Ontology annotation, molecular function: arylsulfatase activity. The transcript is spliced from 9 exons. The coding region runs from base 13 to 1755 and encodes 580 amino acids. The record is from RefSeq and is a predicted model, not a curated record. Lineage: Eukaryota; Metazoa; Chordata; Mammalia; Carnivora; Mustelidae.
CUUUGCAGAAACAUGAGGGUCCCUGUGUCGCUGCUGCUGCUGCUGCUCCUGUGGGAGGCCCACAGCUAUGCGGCCUCGAGGCCCAACUUCGUCCUGCUGAUGGCCGACGACCUUGGCAUCGGAGAUCCCAGUUGCUAUGGCAACAAGACGCUCAGGACGCCCAAUAUCGAUCGGUUGGCUGAAGGAGGGGUGAAGCUCACCCACCACCUGGCAGCUUCACCCCUGUGCACACCAAGCAGGGCAGCCUUCAUGACAGGCCGGUACCCCAUCCGAUCAGGAAUGGCGUCUGAGUCCCUCAUGGGGGUGUUUAUCUUCUCUGCCUCUUCUGGAGGACUUCCCACCAGUGAGAUUACCUUUGCCAAGCUUCUCAAGAAUCAAGGCUAUUCAACAGCUCUGAUAGGCAAGUGGCACCUUGGGACAAACUGUCACAACAAGACAGAUUUCUGUCACCAUCCCUGGAGCCAUGGCUUUGACUAUUUCCACGGGAUCCCCGUGACCAACCUGCGAGACUGCAAGCCGGGCGAAGGCAGCGUCUUCACCGGGGGCAUCCGGGUGGUGGUGUUCAUCCCCCUGCAGAUGAUCGCCGUCACUCUCCUCACCCUGGCGGUGCUCAGGUUCCUGGGGCUGGUGCACGUGCCCGUUGGGGUCUUUGUCUUCCUCCUCUGCCUCGCCGCCCUGAUCCUCGGCCUUCUGGUGUGCUUCCUGCAUUACUUCCGGCCCCUGAACUGCUUCCUGAUGAGGAACCGCGAGAUCACCCAGCAGCCCUUGUCCUACGACAACCUCACGCAGAGGCUGACGGCCGACGCGGCCCAGUUCAUGCGACGGAACGCCGGGACGCCGUUCCUCCUGGUCUUGUCGUACCUGCACGUGCACACGGCCCUCUUCUCCUCCAAGGACUUCGCCGGCAAAAGCCAACACGGCGCUUACGGCGACGCUGUGGAGGAAAUGGACUGGAGCGUAGGGCAGAUCUUGAAUGUCCUGGAGGAGUUGAAACUGGCUAAUAACACCCUUGUCUACUUCACGUCGGACCAAGGAGCCCACGUGGAGGAGGUGAGCACCAAGGGAGAAGUCCACGGAGGCAGUAACGGCAUCUAUAAAGGGGGAAAAGCCAACAACUGGGAAGGCGGUAUCCGCGUCCCCGGCAUUCUGCGCUGGCCGGGGGUGAUCCAGGCUGGGCUGGAGAUCGACGAGCCGACGAGCAACAUGGACGUGUUUCCUACGGUGGUCAAGCUCGCCGGGUCGCCGCUGCCCGAGGACAGGAUCAUCGACGGACGGAACCUGAUGCCGCUGCUUCAGGGGAAGACCCAGCACUCGGAUCACGAGUUUCUCUUCCACUACUGCAACUUCUACUUGAACGCCGUGCGCUGGCGCCCUCGGAACAGCACGUCCGUCUGGAAGGCCUUCUUCUUCACGCCCAAGUUCAGCCCCGAGGGCGCCAACGGCUGCUUCUCCACGCACGUGUGUUUCUGCCACGGCCACUUUGUGACCCCGCACCACCCGCCGCUGCUCUUCGACCUGUCCAGGGACCCCCAGGAGAGAAACCCGCUGUCGCCGGCCACGGAGCCCCGCUUCCAGGAGAUCGUGGAUGCCAUGCAGCGGGCCGCCGCACGCCACGCCGAGACCCUGCAGGAGGUCCCCAACCAGCUGUCCCUGGGCAACGUCAUGUGGAAGCCGUGGCUGCAGAUGUGCUGCUCGGCCUCCGGGCUGUCCUGCCAGUGUGACCGGGAGACGGCGGCCCGGAGGGCGAGCCACUAGGUGCCCGUCAAGGGGACGCAGCAGUGGCCCGGCGCCCGCCCCGCCUCCUGCCUUGUGCACGCACACGGGGGUGGCCCAGCGGAGAGCCGGCCCUGUCGGCCUCACACCGGGAACCUCUCUCCAUCUCAUCACCCCACGGCUCUGUCGAGAGCCCCCUCGAGACCCCGGGGGGGGGCAUCAAAGUCUACGGUACCUGCAGGGAAACAUGCCAGAGCUGGGGCUUCGUGGCCAAAAUUCUGAGUCCUGUAAGCGUGGGAAGGUUAGGCAUGUAGGAAGGAGCAGAGGGAAUCACAUCGAUGCCUCUGCAAAUGCAGGACCCUUGCAUCAGGGGCCGUGAUCCCUCGACGCUGUUAGGGGCUUGCUUCCCUUGGCCCGCUGCUCUAAAGGGGCAUCGCAUUGAAAAAGCCGCUACAAAAUCUUAACACAUGGAACUUAGAAUGACUAAGGGGCCUUCUUCUUCACCAGUAAGAGAUGCCGUGCAUGGCAGAUUGGUUUGGAAGGCCGUGGCCAUCCGUGUUACGUAGAGCACAUAGUAGAAACUAUCUGUGAUCGAUGUACCUACAGACACAUAGUUUAUGUCUUUCUUCCAGAAGUCAGAGAUACUUAAACCAUAAAACUAGACGCUUCACGCUAUGUAGGAAAAAGGGAGAGAGGCUCACAGAUGCACUUUCUUCACGCAGCACACUUUUUUUUGCUGAAAUCCUUCAGGAACCAGAAUCUCCAAACAGUCUGUCCUGAGCGGAUGUCCGUGGCGUCCCUUAUCGUGUUAAAGCUGGGUUUUACUGUUUCUUUGGCGAAUGGACUGUGUCGGAGAAAGGCUACCUCGGGGACACGGUCGCACGAGGAACUGCUCCCGGUGCGGUGUGGAAUUACUGGCCUGGGAAGUGGACUGUUGGACGGGGCAGACUCGUAAGCACUUCGUGACCCACGCACAAUAUCGGGAUAGCGUUAGCUCCUGCAGAAUGUGCUAAGACCGCAGGAGCUCGUUUCAGAUCCUUUGUUUGACGCUGGUGUGAUGUAAGAAACACCCGUGCCUUCUGUCUUCA